Colletotrichum orchidophilum is the source of this 2454-nucleotide messenger RNA. RefSeq lists its product as uncharacterized. The transcript has 4 exons. Lineage: Eukaryota; Fungi; Ascomycota; Sordariomycetes; Glomerellales; Glomerellaceae. The annotation marks the transcript as partial. The record is from RefSeq and is a predicted model, not a curated record.
UUUCCCACCACACAUCAUCGUAGUGGCUCGUCGCAACGUGCACUGUCACCCUGCAACUACUCCUUCCCCCCUGGGAGACGCAGCCCAAGCCUGCCUAUUGCGCUUGCAACUAUCACGGUUUUGCGCCUCGUGCACCAAGAAGUCUCGCUCCCACAGCUUUGUCCGAUUCGAUCGCCCAUACCUGGAACGACAGCAGAUUCAGUCGUCACUAUGGCGGGACGGCGACGGCGAACGUCGGAUUCGACGACUGGCACCAUCGAGAACGACAGACAAGCUUACGCCAAAGAAUUGAGCGUACUUAAAAGAUUUGAGCCGGCGAAGGGGGAUAUGCUGCAAACUUUUGUUCUUGAGGAUGCUAUGAUCUGCGACAAGAAGGGUCGCCCUGUUGAGCUCUUCACAGUCAACACUCAGGGUCCAUUCAUUGUGCGAGGUCGCGUCAUCAUCGACGGGCCGCAGACGGCAAGAGCUGUGAAACCUUCUACGAGAUCAGCCCUGAUCGAAACCCACGAAUGCACUCGCUACGCCAUCGGCGUUAGCAGCAACGGCUACGGAGCAUGGGCUGGGGGUGCGGCAGGAUGGUACGAAAUACGACCCCCGUCAGGCGCCUACAAGGAGAUAUUCGACCACACAAUCGAAGGUGUCUCGGUCUACUAUUCGAUCCUUGACAUUAUCGAAGAGCAUGCAGAAUCCCAGGAAUUAGGGGCCAACAAGAAGGGCCAAAAGCAAAAGAAGGGCAAAAAGGUCAAGCAGGCGGAUGUGACGACGGACACCCCCGAGGAACUGACCAUUGAGGCGUUGCUGUUUAAGUAUGCAGUAGCCAUGGGCGAUGGUGCUACACUCGACGAGGUCGAACAGCGCUGCGACGACCAUGCGUCGUUUCUUAUAUCCCAUUUCUACGAAGAGCCAGAAUUUGAUUGGGUGCCAACGCUAUUUUUCAGAUGGAUGACUGAGCGACACGUAGAUGUUCAUCAGAAGGUUCUCGAACUGAGGAAGAAGAAAUUGGCGGGCAUUAAGCCCGGUCCAUCGUUGCUCGAGGAGACCGAGACUGUGGUGACACCGGCUGUCUCUGAAGAACCAGUUGCGCAGAAGGCGUUGUCGAAACGAAAGCAAAGAAACACACCUGCUGGCGAUAGCCAGACCGACUCGCACGACUUUGCUCCCUCUGCACGAGACAUGAGGUCGAGAUCAAGGGGAAAGACGAAGACGCAGUCGCCCCCUGCCCUCGAAUCUCGGGGGGAAGCCAUGGCGGUGUACGUUACUCCUGAGGUUCCACAUCAGACGGAAAUUGUCACCAUGGCUCAUCACCGAUCCAACGUGGACGCCCUCCUAGAAGCUAUCGAGGACAUUAAACCUGAAGUCGAACCAUUAAACAAAGCAGCGUUCUCCAAGGUGUCAUCAAGGCUGUACUACAAGUACAAGGUCAAAGCCUAUUUGGGAGCGGCGGACAUCCUCAAGUACUAUGCAAAAGAGCUGUUUGAACGGCUGAAUCAGGAUGAGUGGAGAGGGUCUGCUUUCUGGAAAUCGCUCGAGGAAUCUGCCCAAGCCCCUCGCAUCUCUCUUUACCACAUUAAACUUGACCAAAUUCCUGACGCCCUAAUUCGACGGAGGGCCAAGGAAGUAUCAAUAGCACGGAAUCGCUGGCCGUCACUCCCCAACAAUGAGGCGCAUAGGACCGCAAACGUUGCGACUCCUCCUCCAAGACGUGUUGGCCGACCAGCGGGAAAGAUGUCGGGCCUUCGUCUUGCAGGCACCGGAGGUAAACGACGCUAUGAUUCUGGAGACGAGACUCCAGAGAGCAUCUCCCGGCAGAUUGCAAAGAGAUUCCAUGCCGACGAUUCAGGCGAGGAUGAAGUCAUGAAUGAUGGUAGCAGCUCUGAUGAUGACGAUUCCAGUGUGGACUCCGCAGAAUCGCCUACCGCAUUGAAGGUGGUCGUACGAGCAGAGAACAUUCCAACAUCAAUACCCAAAGGGCCGAACGGCACCUGGGUCUGUGACGAAGACGACUGCGGGUUCGUAGAGCGAAACCCAGAAUCAGAGGACGGACGAGUGAGAAUCAACGACCACAUGCAAGAUGCGCAUUACCACGAAGACGAGAACCAGGUUCAACGCAUCCACUUAGCAGUGACGGAGGGUGACAAGAAUCACCUCCCCAUAGAGUAUUUCUCCCCACCCCCGUCUCCUGAAUUUAGAUAUGCUUGUGUUUCGGACGAACCACCAGAAGUUUCCCCUUUUGGAACACAAAUCCAAGUGGAUCUGUUCCAGACGGGGACGAAAAAAACAUCCUCGAAGCAUGCCGAAUCUGAUAUGGACAAGGCAAACGAGAAUACCGUUCUAUUUCCCCAGUCUGUUCAGCCGUUCUUCGAAUUAAGGUUUUCUAACAGGAUUCUAGUCAUCUACUCGAGAAGAUCCGCCAAAUGGGCCAUAAGAUUCAAGCGAAGGAAGAAUUGGAGAUAA